AUGGCAACCACCACCAUCACCACCACCACCACCACCACCGCUGCUCCCGCCUCACCCCACUCCAGCGCCUUCAGUGGCUCACGUGCCUCAGCACACUCUGAUAACUCCCAUGUUGCACAGAGAAAAGAGGAGAAAAAAAAACCCUCCACGCUCAAGUCCAGAGGGGCAUCAGAGUGCGGGGGCGUCAUCCGGCUUCCUGAGGAAACAGAGGAUGUUGUUUCUUAUCAAUCUGGAGAAGCACGCUUCAUUUGUAAAGAGUAUACAUGA
Xyrichtys novacula (pearly razorfish) is the source of this 267-nucleotide messenger RNA. The record is from the annotation of a GenBank genome assembly. NCBI's taxonomy places the organism in Eukaryota, Metazoa, Chordata, Actinopteri, Labriformes, Labridae.